Molecule: messenger RNA, 351 nt
Organism: Haemonchus placei
Lineage: Eukaryota; Metazoa; Nematoda; Chromadorea; Rhabditida; Trichostrongylidae
Source: the annotation of a GenBank genome assembly
AUGUACAUGAAACUUCCGCGCGAGGAGCAAUUAUCUCAAAAUCCUAAGCUGGUCAACCCAUGCGAAGGGCCACACCGUGUGCUAGACACGAGCGAGUGUAGCGCUCCUGGGGCAGAGACUCUUGUCCGAGUACCUUUUGACAUGGUGGUAAAGUUGCCAGCAGAGAACGCUGAUCACGAUGGACCACCCGCUGAAUCUGAGACGACAGUGCGACUGCGAGCUGUUCGAUCAAGUGGCUUAUGUGGCAUUGCCAACGCUGAUGCACCCGAUGGCCAGAUCAAAACGUGUGGCAGAUAUGUUUCAGCUCACCAAUGUGGCUUCCAUCCCGGAGCAGGAAUGUUGGGGAUAUGA